AUGUCCUUUAUCAACUCCAGCGAGAUGGUCGCAGGCAACAUCAUCCAGAACUCGGAAAAGGAGUCGCAGAAGCCGAACCCGCUGCUGAGCUCCGGUUGCUUGCGAGCCAAUGCUGCGCGGCAGCUCUUCUGGGAGCCCAACAAGGUCAAGGCCGCCGUGGUCACCUGCGGUGGGCUCUGCCCAGGCUUGAAUUCCAUCAUUCGCGGCGUGACGAAGUGCCUCUGGAAUGAGUACGGGGUUCGCGAGAUUCUCGGGAUCACCGCCGGCUACAAUGGCCUCAGUGAUCCGGAGACCCAUCCUCCCGUGAAGCUCGCAGAGGAGAUGGUUCGCGACAUCCACAUGAAGGGCGGAAGCAUCAUCAAAGCCGCGAGGGGCGGCUUCGACGCCGAGAAGAUCUGUGACAACUUGCAGCGGCUUGGCAUCACCGUCCUCUUCUUGGUGGGCGGGGAUGGUACCCAGUUUGCAGGGCACUUGCUGUACGAGGCAGCUCGAAAGCGACGUCUUGCCGUGAGCAUCGUGGGCAUUCCGAAGUCGAUCGACAACGAUGUGGUGCUGUUUGACCGGACCUUCGGAUUCGACACCGCGGUUGCCAAGGCAUCAGAAGUGAUCCGGAAUGCCUUGGUUGAAGCCAGCAGCUGCGAUCGAGGUGUGGGCAUUGUCAAGCUCAUGGGUCGAGACUCUGGCUUUGUCGCCAUGCACGCGGCCACUGCCGCAGAUGUUGUGGACCUUUGCAUGAUCCCAGAGGUGAAGGUGGAUAUGAAAGAUGUCAUCGAGCAUGUCGAUGCGACUCUGGCCAAGAAGAAGUACAUGGUGAUUGCAGUCGCAGAGGGUGCCGGGCAAGAGCUUGUAUCCACUGGGAAGCAGGAUGACACUGGGCACACGGUCUAUGGUGAUAUCGGUGUAUUCCUGAAGGACACCCUCAACAAGCAUUUGAAAGCUUCUGGAGGCCGCACCUUCUACAUCGACCCUUCCUACAUAAUCCGAUCAGUGCCCAUUACUCCGAACGACCACAUCUACUGCGUUCGCCUGGCCAACGAUGCGGUGCACACGGCCAUGAGGGGAUACACCGGGGUUUGUGUCGGAGCGAUGCACAACAUAGUCUGCAUGCUUCCCUCGAGGCUCAUCGCGAGCGGCAAGAAGAAGGUCCGACCGUACAGCAGCUCCUGGCAGGGCUGCGUCCGGAACUCGGACUCGGCGCUCUCGUCUUUCAUCGCCUCCCUUGCGCUGAACUCUGCGAACUCGAGGUCCAGACCUGCAAUAUGCCGGCUGCACUCUCGGGGCUCGGCGUUUGAAGUCCACGGAGCGCCACUUCAGGUGCAAGCGAGUGCAGCGGGAAGCGGGACUCAGACUUGUGUAGAUUUGUACAGUCUCGGCUUGCUGCCAAAGUACAGGGGCCCCAGGGGCCAAGGGCAAGCCGGUCUCGAGCUGGAGCUGCAGCGCAGUUUUGUACAGGCUGCUGCAGAGCUGCGCUUGUACCAGGGGCUGGGAGUCCUGAAGCCGAGAUCCGACUCGAGGCUCCGGAAGCUCACCAGCCACGUAGGGUAUCGGAUCACAGACGCCACAGACGCUUGUGAACUCGCACAGCAGAGCUCCGUCAGCACCAUUGUGGCCCGCAUUCGCGCGCGCAGUACCGGGUCUCCUCUUCCUUUCCAGUCGCAAGCCCCGGUUCAGAACUCGGCCAGGACCAAAGUUCACCCACCAAGUUCUAUCACAAUUUCCAUACUGCCCUCCACUGUCCAUCUGAAAUCUGAGCCUGCUAGAGCAUCUGCCCGAAAAGCUGCCCCAAGCACUUGCUUCCCUCGGCCUUCCCUGGCCAUGAGCUGGAAAGUCGGAUGGGGCGAGCCCAUGAAUGGCGAGCAUGCCAUCGCCUCUGUGUGCCACCGCCAGUUGGAUCCAUUGAGCCUUGUUCAACUGCAGGAGGUGCUCACAUACCGGUGGCAGUCCGCUCAUCCGGAGCCCAGGCAACCCAUGCGACAUGCAGGCCUCCCGGGCUACCCACGCCACCGGCUGAACGCCACCAGCUCGAGCCCAAGCCUUCCAGGUCUUCCUGCUCUUCCUGGGCUCGAGUCCAGCACUCCCAGCGCCUCCCGUGCUCGGGCGCGGGCCGGCACGGGCUCUUCCAAGGGCCUUCUUCCCGAACUGGAUGCCGGCACCUCGACUGCCAGCGCUCUGCGGGCUGCAGCCUCCAUCCCGGACUUCACGAAGUCCAGCCGCGGCUUCGAGCGACAUGAUCGACUUCGUGACGGCCGCAUGCUCCUGACUCUCCAACAGGUGUUGCCUCUAAGCGCGACCGGCAAGACGCUUCAGAUGAGUCAGCUUCAUAGCUCUGAUGCGGACGAGGAUCAAGAGCGGCGACGAUUUCUCGAGGAGCUCCCCUUUCGGGCGGCUUCGUCUCCCCGGAAGGCCAAAGGUCGCCCUAGGAGAAAGGCCGCUGCAUGGUGGGAUGAGAGCCUCGAGGAGCGCGUCGUCCAGAAGAUCAUUCAGGACCUGCCUUCCGACGCCGCAGCGCGGCUGCGGCGGAAACCCGAGCCAGAGGCGGCGUUCACGGAGCCUCUCCAGGAGCCUCAGGCAGUCCCUGCUGCUGUUAAGUCGGAGAGUUCUGCCAAGUUCCAGGCCCGACUCGCGGCCUUCCGACGCCAGCUUUCGGCUCUCGAGAGGCAGCUGUCGCCGGUGGACAGGCGUCGCGAACGCCUGGCUUUCAUGAUGGAGGAGGCCGCUGCCAUGCACCGCGCAGCUCGAGGCCCAGUCAUGGCGGCCCGACGGCAUCAGCAGCGCUCCCGGGCGGUUGGAGGUCUAGCUGCAUCACGCAUGACGUCAGCAAGGAGCUCCAGCCCUCCGACUGCCCUCAAGCCCGGAACGAGCAGCGCCGCCAGGGCAUGGCUGUGA
Symbiodinium sp. CCMP2592 is the source of this 2886-nucleotide messenger RNA. The record is from the annotation of a GenBank genome assembly. Lineage: Eukaryota; Dinophyceae; Suessiales; Symbiodiniaceae.